This is a messenger RNA of Patiria miniata (bat star), 3684 nucleotides long. RefSeq names its product homeobox protein Nkx-2.5-like. Gene Ontology annotation, cellular component: nucleus. The transcript is spliced from 2 exons. Gene Ontology annotation, biological process: cell differentiation; regulation of transcription by RNA polymerase II. The record is from RefSeq and is a predicted model, not a curated record. Gene Ontology annotation, molecular function: RNA polymerase II cis-regulatory region sequence-specific DNA binding; DNA-binding transcription factor activity, RNA polymerase II-specific. The coding region runs from base 973 to 2088 and encodes 371 amino acids. Lineage: Eukaryota; Metazoa; Echinodermata; Asteroidea; Valvatida; Asterinidae.
GCCAGUCUUCUUCUUCUGAAAGCAAACAGAAGGGGCUGGUGGUGGCGAGAUCGGAGGCGUCGCUGUCGCAUCCAGUGUGUAGUCUAGCGCGAACUCGGCGAGGACAAUUUGUGUCACUCUUGACGCGCCCCGGCCAAAUCCUUAAAACGCACCCCGAGGCUGGGCGUCUCUCUGGAGCUUGCUACCCCAAUCAGUCCUCAGUCAGACUCGCCCCGUUUCAGCCCCAACAAGUGUCAGACCCAUUUCUUUCUGUUUUCGUUGGUGUCCGCUUCAUGUAUUUCAACCCCCGGAGUCGUCAGCCAACUUGCAGAGAAGGGUAAAUGUUGUCGCUGGCCUCUGCCUGCCCUCUGAGCUUGUCUGCCCGGACCUGCCAGCCCACCAAGCAAGAUAGGAGAAGAAGAGAAAGCGACCAGACGCAGGGAGAUUUCUCGAAACUCACUGAUCCCCCCAUCAAUAUUUUCCUGAUCGAGUCAUUAGCACAAUUGGCGCUCUUGUUGCAGCGAGCGUGGCAGCCAGUGUUAAAGCCCGGUCUAAACAUUUACUUACUUAAGUAAAUGAAAGGCCGUUACAGCUAAACAAUAUUGACAGUCAAUGGCUCCACGUUAAGUGCGGCGAUACCGGGCCUAAUUGAUUGAAUAGUCUGGUCUGUCAUCGCUGGUUCUUUCACGGCACUUGUGGCCAAUCACCUCGCUCCUUAACUCAACAUAGUACGGAGGGAGACGAGAGAGAUGUAAGACACUUGACUGAAGACACUCCGGAGGGUCCCCCCCCCCAAUCCCCUACAAGACGAUCACUCACCCCGAGCCCUCCCCUAAUGGUCCCGCCCCAGACUUCGUGUCAUCUAUAACAGCGAUAUCGAAAAGCCCUGGAUACUAUCCAGCCGGUAUAAUGGCCAGCUGAUAAGAGAAGUCAAACUCCUAAGAAAAGAAGAGAGAAGGAAAAAGGAGAAGUGAAAAAACUGAGACUCCAAAAAUGUUGACACGGAAAUGUGGAGCAUUUACUCUGCCGGAGACAAUGCAGGAGAACGGGAUGAUGUCUGGAUACCACGGCUACCCUCAGUCGAUGGGUUACCCUUCCACAACCUCCACUACCUCCCCGCCUGGAUCCACCACGCCUUUCUCGGUCAAAGACAUCCUGUGUUUGGCAGCGGCUCAUCAGCAGCACCACCACCCUCGGCACCCGGGCGUGCCGCCUCAGCCGCCGGCCAUGCAGGGCUACCAGGACCACGGUCUGUUCCCCAUGACCGACGAGGCUUUCCUGGUGGACUCUGCCGCGGCCUUCCCGUGCGACAUCACCGCCGUCUCCUGCUCCGUCAGCUCCCCCGAGGAAGCCAGAUCGUCGUGCUCCUACCCAUCCGUCAUGGGCUACUCGGAGAUUGCCCCCUCGUCGACAUCUCCUCUCGAACAGAAACUUCCGUCCCUUCAACAUGUUCAAUCUCAUCAAACGAUUUCGUGUCAAGAGGUUUGCCGAACGAUCGACCCAAAGAGAACACACCCGCUUAACCAUCACCACCAUCACCAGCUGGGAGGGGGCGUGGCAGCAGGAGGAGGAGUGGGAGGCGACAAACAGCCCAGCAAGUCCCGCCAGCGCCGCAAGCCCCGCGUGCUCUUCUCCCAAGCACAGGUCUACGAGCUGGAGCGUCGCUUCAAGCAGCAGCGCUACCUGUCGGCCCCCGAGCGCGACCAGCUAGCCACUCUGCUCAAGCUCACCCCGACCCAGGUCAAGAUCUGGUUCCAGAACCGGCGGUACAAGAGUAAGCGGCAGCGGCAGGACAAGAGCCUCGAGCUUGCCGCCGCCGGCGGCCAGCAGUUCCCGCCCCGGCGGGUGGCCGUGCCGGUGCUGGUGCGAGACGGGAAGCCCUGCCUGGGGAACCUUGGGGUCAACACCUCGGCUGCUCCCCCGGCCCCUGGCCCUCCACCUCCCCCGCCUUACGGCUACACCUGCGGGGGUUAUAGCUCGGGGAACUCGGUGAGUUCGGCGGGACGAUUUGUCAACUCGUGCUCCUACGCCGGCGGAGCGGGAACACAUGGCAACGGUGUGGGUGUAUACUCCCAGCCCACCAUACAACAAGCAGUCAGGACUUGGUGAAACGUCGACACGGAGACGUAUGCUAAAAUUAUAUGUCUAUGGCAAAAUCUGACGAUUUAUGAAAUGUAAUGAAGCAGUCAACUAUAAUCAGUGCUUGAUACCAAUGAGAAAUGACCAUGCAUAUACAUGUACUUCUGGUCCACUGCGAACAUCAAGAUUCUAAUACCCCCCCUCCCAAAAGAAAACCGAUUAGGUUCACUUAAUUACGUUGACAACAUAAAAAUUGAGUGGAGUGAGAUUCGAACCUGCUACCUCCAGAAUACCAUAACAGUCAAAGAUUUUCUACAACGUGCAGUUUUAUUUGUAACGCACUAUAGCACUCGCCUUAUCCGAGUACGAUAACUUACAAAAGCAUACUCCUCUCGAAUCUGGAUUUUGUUUUCCUUUGAACUUUGAGGUGGGCUUGCGAUAACUUUUGGUUCUCCAAUUGCACAAGAAGGCCAACAUAUGGUUUCUCCAAGGGCAGCUAAAUGAACUGUGAAUUGGGUGUUUACGACCAUGUCAACUUUGACGAUCAUUAGCAAUAGCAGGUGCACACUUUACUUACACCAGCCAAAUUGUGCGUCCUUUAUUUUAGGGGUGCAUGACAUGGUCUUAAUGGUCUGACUUUUGGAAUGUAUCGACACUUGCGCAAAAUUGGGAAAUUUGCGCAAAAUUUUGGGCUUGACCCUAGCUUGCCCCUAUAGCUAAUACCCUCCUUUACUUUUAGCAAAGUUGGGCCUGCCCGAGUUUGUUUGUGCUCUGACAUCAUAAGGGCACACACAAAAAAUAAUAUUAAUCCAAUGGCAACGACCAAUUUGGCCUACAGCCAUCAGCUUUACAAAAUUAUUCCACGGCCGAAAAUGAGUCUGAGAAGACGCAACUUUUAAUAAGAUUUGACAAAAUCCAGUGUAGAUAUUAUGCUCAUGCAUUUACAGCAUUCCUCAACUUUCUUGAAACAAAUCAUAUUGUGCAAAUUUCUAGGGUCUUUUUUCUUUUCUUUUUUUCUUUUUUUAACCAAAACUGAUUCUUGAUCCUGUGCUGUUUCAAUUCCUGGCAGUAAUCGUGGAAUCUGAAUGAGACCAGUGCUUAUUAGAAUACCCAAGUUAUUUGUUGCGUCCCUAGAAAAUAUUGAUAUUUAUUACUUUAACAAAGGGACCACAUGUUGGUUGGAAAAAUUGAAAUUGAAAAUUAAAAUUUUCCAUUGUGUUAUUUCCUUAUCAAUAUUUAUGUAGAAAAAGGAAGUCUUCAUAGAGUGGCUUUAAAUAUUCCCUAAUUACUGUCUAUAGCCGAAAAUGGGUCUAUUGGUAAUUAAUUUUGGAAUUACAACUGAACGCCAUUGUCGAUUGACGAUUUUGUUUUGUAACCAGGAAGGUUUUUUUUUCCAGAUUUUCUCAAAGUUCCAUUCUCUUUUCGACACUUGCCAUAUGUAUCGACACCUUUUCUUAUACAGAAUAGUCGAGUAUUAUAAGAUAUGCAAUGUCUAUUAAUUUAUGCAAAGGCAUUCCUGUAAGGCAUUACUAUUUCCUAGUGCACUUAUGAAAAAAAAUGUACAGAAUUUAAAUAAUAGAAGUAAGAAUUCAUAAUAAAGAUCGGUUGGAGUCUUCGUUAUAUUAA